CGCAAGAUGUCGUCGACUACUACGCUUCGCAGCUUGAAUAUCAAUAAUAUCAACCCACAUAUUAAGGAGGCAAAAUAUGCGGUCAGAGGAGAGCUUGCCGUGAGAUCGGAGGAGUACAGAGUCAAGCUUGCCAAGGGUUCCAAAGACCUACCGUUCGAUAAGGUUAUCUCUUGCAAUAUUGGAAACCCGCAACAGCUGGAUCAGAAGCCAAUCACCUUCUUCAGACAAGUAUUGAGCUUGGUUGAAUACCCUCCACUUUUAGAGAAGGAGGACGUCCUGCUGAACCAAUUGGGAUACAAGAGCGAUGUUAUUGAGAGGGCGAGAUGGCUACUGAAGACUGUUGGAUCUGUUGGUGCAUACAGUGCUAGUGCUGGAGCACCAGGAAUCAAGGACAGUGUUGCCCGAUUCAUUGAAGAGCGAGACGGCCACCCCGCAGAUCCUAAGGAUAUCUACCUCUCUGCCGGUGCCUCAUCCGGGGUCAAUACCCUCCUUCACAUCAUUUGUGCCUCGCCAAAGACUGGUAUCCUCGUCCCAAUUCCUCAAUAUCCACUCUACACCGCAUCCCUCUCCGUCCUAAACGCAAAGUGUGUACCAUAUUACCUCGAUGAGUCAAAGGGCUGGGGAACCGAUCUCGAAGCAAUUAAGGGAGCAUACAAGAAAGCCGUGGCAGAAGGAACUGAUGUGCGAUCUAUCGUCAUUAUCAACCCUGGAAAUCCCACUGGUUCCAGUCUGCCUGUCGAAGAUGUGAAGGCUGUCAUUGAGUUUGCUGCUCAAGAGAAGCUAGUGAUCAUGGCAGAUGAAGUCUACCAGACGAACGUCUUCAUGGGCAAAUUCAGCAGCUUCAAGGGUGUCUUGAGAGAUAUGCAGAAAGAGGAUCCGGAGAAGUACAAGUAUGUCGAGCUUGCUUCGCUGCACAGUAUCUCGAAGGGAAUGGUUGGCGAAUGUGGUCACCGAGGAGGAUAUUUCGAGCUUUGUGGCUUUGAUCCUGAAGUUCAAGAGCAGAUUUACAAGUUCGUCUCUAUCAGCUUGUGUGCGCCAGUGAUUGGACAAUGCCUGGUAGAAAUGAUGGUCAACCCACCAAAGCCAGGACACCCCAGCUACGAGCUUUACAAGCAGGAGUGGGAUGGCAUUUUCAGUGGUCUGCAAAAGAGAGCUACUGCUUUGUGGGAAGCUUUCAAGGAGAUGGAGGGUGUUGAAUGUGGUACUCCUCAGGGAUCUAUGUAUCUCUUUCCCACCAUAAGCUUACCACCAAAGGCCGUUGAAGCCGCGAAGAAGGAAGGUCGCACUGCAGACGAAUUCUAUGCCUCUCGUCUCCUCGACGCCACUGGAGUCUGUGUUGUUCCCGGUUCUGGCUUUGGUCAAAAGGAGAACACCCUCCAUUUCCGAACCACCUUCUUGGCCCCUGGUACGGAAUGGGUUGGAAGCAUCGCAAAGUUCCACAAGGAAUUCAUGGAUGAGUUCAGAUGAGCUCGCUUGGAUAUGGUUGAUGAUGUGCGUUGAAUACCCUUCGAGAUCUCUUUGGUGGGAAAAUAAAAUGGAGUUUGGUGGAUAGACCUGAAGGCUAGAUGAAUGGCCAGGCUUACAUAGAACGGUUCUCUUGUCCAAAAUAUUGGGAUAUUUGCGGAAUGCAAGGGCUUUUCCACUCCUCGCAACAUUGUGGCUACCUGGGCACUCAUCCAUCACGAGUCAUGUGACCGACCAAAUUCCCCUUUUGUUCUACGGGCACUUGGCAUCUUCAGCAUUCCCAGCGAGAAAUGUUUGUUGUCAGCUUAUUCUACGAAGGAGGGUAUGAUCUGUCCAACAGAAUGAAUCAUGAUGGGGCAGGGCAGGUGAGUACACGGCAUGACAGGUGUGACGAUGAUACAGUCGCUUCCAUGUUGUCCUAC
Mollisia scopiformis is the source of this 1886-nucleotide messenger RNA. RefSeq names its product mitochondrial putative alanine aminotransferase. The record is from RefSeq and is a predicted model, not a curated record. NCBI's taxonomy places the organism in Eukaryota, Fungi, Ascomycota, Leotiomycetes, Helotiales, Mollisiaceae. Gene Ontology annotation, biological process: biosynthetic process. The coding region runs from base 7 to 1467 and encodes 486 amino acids. Gene Ontology annotation, molecular function: L-alanine:2-oxoglutarate transaminase activity; pyridoxal phosphate binding. The transcript is spliced from 3 exons.